This is a messenger RNA of Drosophila persimilis, 772 nucleotides long. RefSeq names its product tyrosine-protein phosphatase non-receptor type 23. Gene Ontology annotation, molecular function: structural constituent of cuticle. The transcript has 2 exons. Lineage: Eukaryota; Metazoa; Arthropoda; Insecta; Diptera; Drosophilidae. Bases 106 to 612 code for a protein of 168 amino acids. The record is from RefSeq and is a predicted model, not a curated record.
ACCUAAUUGGAAGUUUAAGCUAUCGACUCAUAGUCCAAUUUGGUCAAGGAUUAUUCCCUGCCAGCCAAAGCCAAUCUCGCGCCACUCGCACAAACAUUCGUCCCGAUGUUCUUCAAGCUGCUGUUCGCUUCCUGUCUGGCUUUGGCUCUGGCCAAGCCCCAGCAUCCACCUGCAGCGCAGUAUCCGGCCGGCGUGAACCCGCAGGACUGCCCCGGCUUCCCAAUCUGUGAUAACGAGCGACUGCACAGCCCCAAAUCGCAGUGGGGAGCUCCGCAGAAUCAAUGGCAGCCGCAGCCACAAUGGCAGCAACAACCGCAAACGUGGCAGCCGCAACCCCAGUGGCAGCCGCAGCCUCAAACGUGGCAGCCGCAGCCGCAAUGGCAGCCACAACCACAGCCCUCUUGGAAUUCGGCACCUGCGCCUGCUGCAGGCGGAGACAAAUAUCCCGCUGGUGUCAAUCCCCAGACCUGCCCCAACUAUCCGUACUGCGACGUGAAUGCCGGACACGCUGGCGGUCCUGUGGCGGCUCCUCCGCUGCCAGGCUGGACAGAGCGUCUUUACCCGGCCGGAGUUUCUCCACACGAGUGCCCCAACUUCCCCUAUUGCCACUAGAGCAAUCUGGGGUGAUGAAGAUUCUAUUCUAUCCCUAUCGUUUCUAUCUCCCUUCCCCGCAGCUUCCCCAACCUAACGCUUCGCCCUAUGUUCUCAAUUAGUGAAAAUUGAUUUGAAAUUCUGUUGUUGGCGCCGAAUAAAAUGCAUGUUGGUCAAAGAA